CUAGAUUCACACCAGCGCGGAAGGUUUGCUGCACCGCUAAACGCAGGAGAACAGCGACCCGUCCGGGAAUCUCACCGGCUGGCUUGGCUGUUUCAUUCCUACUUGGAUACCGACGCGUUGGUCAGGCUUCGCCGGCCAAACAAAGGGAUUCAUCUUUUUAAUUUCAGGUUUGGACGUCGCUCAGGCUGCGGGAUUGACGCAACGAUGGCUACCCAGUCUGACCUUAUGGAGCUUGAUAUGGCCAUGGAGCAGGAUCGUAAAGUCGCUGUGAGUCACUGGCAGCAGCAGUCCUACCUGGAUUCAGGUAUUCACUCUGGGGCCACCACCACAGCGCCGUCUCUGUCAGGCAAAGGCAACCCUGAGGAGGAGGAUCUGGACAACCAGGUGCUCUUUGAGUGGGAGCAGGGCUUCAACCAGCCCUUCACACCUGAGCCGGUGGCAGACCUGGAUGGGCAGUAUGCCAUGACCCGUGCACAGCGUGUCCGUGCUGCCAUGUUUCCUGAGACUCUUGAUGAGGGCAUGCAGAUUACUUCUACCCAGUUUGACUCUUCCCACCCCACCAAUGUGCAGCGGCUGGCCGAGCCUUCCCAAAUGCUCAAACAUGCCGUUGUCAAUCUCAUUAACUACCAGGAUGAUGCUGAACUGGCCACCAGAGCAAUCCCUGAGCUCACCAAACUUCUCAACGAUGAGGACCAGGUGGUGGUGAACAAAGCCGCAGUGAUGGUGCACCAGCUCUCCAAGAAAGAGGCCUCUCGCCACGCCAUCAUGCGCUCUCCCCAGAUGGUGUCGGCAAUCGUGAGGACCAUGCAGAACACCAAUGAUGUAGAGACUGCCCGUUGUACUGCCGGCACCUUACACAACCUGUCCCAUCACAGAGAGGGCCUCCUCGCUAUCUUUAAGUCAGGAGGAAUUCCUGCCCUCGUCAAGAUGCUCGGGUCCCCUGUUGAUAGUGUGCUGUUCUAUGCCAUCACCACCCUUCACAACCUCCUGCUUCAUCAGGAAGGUGCUAAAAUGGCUGUCCGUCUAGCUGGAGGACUUCAGAAGAUGGUGGCCCUGCUCAACAAAACGAAUGUCAAAUUCCUUGCCAUCACCACAGACUGCUUACAGAUCCUGGCAUACGGCAACCAGGAGAGCAAGUUGAUCAUCCUGGCCAGUGGAGGACCUCAAGCUCUGGUCAACAUCAUGAGAACAUACACCUAUGAGAAACUGCUCUGGACCACAAGUCGUGUGCUGAAGGUGUUGUCUGUCUGCUCCAGCAGCAAACCUGCCAUUGUUGAGGCUGGUGGUAUGCAAGCUCUUGGUCUUCACUUGACAGAUCCCAGUCAGCGUCUGGUUCAAAACUGCCUGUGGACUCUCAGAAACUUGUCAGAUGCUGCCACCAAGCAGGAAGGGAUGGAAGGACUUCUUGGCACUCUGGUUCAGCUUCUUGUUUCAGAUGACAUCAAUGUGGUCACAUGUGCCGCCGGCAUACUCUCCAACCUCACGUGUAACAACUACAAGAACAAGAUGAUGGUUUGCCAAGUGGGUGGAAUCGAGGCCCUGGUCCGUACUGUUCUAAGAGCUGGCGACAGAGAGGACAUCACCGAACCUGCUGUUUGUGCGCUACGCCAUCUAACAUCCAGACACCAAGAUGCUGAGAUGGCCCAGAAUGCAGUGCGUCUUCACUACGGCCUACCUGUAGUGGUCAAACUGCUGCACCCACCCUCACACUGGCCGUUAAUUAAGGCCACAGUCGGGCUGAUCCGUAAUCUAGCGCUAUGCCCAGCCAAUCACGCACCACUCCGAGAGCAGGGUGCGAUUCCCCGGUUGGUCCAAUUGCUGGUGAGGGCACACCAGGACACCCAAAGGCGCACUUCAAUGGGCGGCACACAGCAACAGUUUGUGGAGGGAGUUCGUAUGGAGGAGAUUGUGGAAGGCUGCACUGGAGCACUUCACAUCCUGGCCAGAGACGUACACAACCGAAUCGUCAUCAGGGGGCUCAACACUAUCCCCUUAUUCGUACAACUGCUGUAUUCUCCUAUUGAGAACAUCCAGCGGGUAGCAGCAGGAGUUUUGUGUGAGCUGGCUCAAGAUAAGGAGGCAGCAGAGGCCAUUGAGGCAGAAGGAGCCACGGCUCCUCUCACAGAGCUGCUGCACUCCAGGAACGAGGGAGUGGCCACAUACGCUGCAGCAGUUCUGUUCCGCAUGUCUGAGGAUAAGCCUCAGGACUACAAGAAACGUCUUUCUGUGGAACUUACCAGCUCUCUUUUCAGAACGGAGCCCAUGGCCUGGAACGAGACUGGUGACCUAGGCCUUGAUAUUGGUGCUCAGGGAGAGCCUCUUGGAUACAGACCAGAUGACCCCAGCUAUCGUUCUUUCCACUCUGGCUACGGUCAGGAUGGUCUGGGUAUGGAUGGCAUGCUGGAGCAUGAGAUGGGAGGCCACCAUCCUGGGGCAGAGUACCCCGUAGAAGGAUUGCCCGACUUGGGCCACGCUCAGGACCUGAUGGAUGGCCUGCCCCCUACAGACUCCAAUCAGCUGGCCUGGUUCGACACGGACCUCUAAACAUUCACAGUCUACAAGUAUUGAAGCUGUAUGUUGAAUGAAUCUGCAUUGUGAUUUGAAGAGUCGUGGAAGGUUUGCCAGAGGGUGGGCUAGUGUUUCAGAAAGUGCCUGACGCACAACACACACUUGUCGCAGACGAAAGGGAGAUAUCUAACGGGGAAAUGGUGGAUAUCAGUCUCCCUUUAAUGCUACGACCCUUUUUUUUUGUUUUUGCCCUGGAUGGAAAAAUGCAAGUACAGAGGGAUUGUGACGCGGAUGCUGAUGAGUGCACAUGAAAAGGAUCUUUUAAGAUGGAACUAUUUUAACCUUUUUUUUUCUUCUUUUUUUCCCCCUUUUCCUUAAAUCAGUCUUUUUUCAUGGUACUGACCCUAGCUUGGUUUUUAAACCUGAUCUUUUUUUUUUGUUUCUGCCAUUUUAAUUUGUAUUACAUAUUUUUUAUUUUCUUUUUUUUUUAUGUCUUCUAUAGUGUUAAGUUGUAGUGGACUUGCCUCAUUGGUUUCUGGAUCUUUAUCACGUGCUAGUGUACAACACUAAUCUCAGUUCCUAUGUAAUCUGACUGAAAAUGUAACAAUGUGUAGCUUUUUAUAUGAUCAGUUAAAAUGGUGGUUGUUGGGAGUACAAAAAAUUAUAUGCAUUCUUACAAAAUGCUUAAAGUUGAGUAAGGAGAAGCAGUUUUCAAUGUCACUAUUGUUCCAAAAAGGGUGUGGAUGCAGCAGGGGUGGGUGGGGGGUAGAUGGGGUUUAUGAGGUAUACACAGAGACAGAAAUCUUUUCUAUGUUAUCUGGAGGUAGUCUCUCUAUUGAAGCAACGUCAUUGUUUGUUAGCCUGUGCGGCUUCUUUUGGGAACAUGGAUAAUGACAUGGCUAAUCAAUAAAAGACUUUUAUUCCA
This is a messenger RNA of Sinocyclocheilus anshuiensis, 3433 nucleotides long. Its product is annotated as catenin beta-1-like. Gene Ontology annotation, biological process: cell adhesion. NCBI's taxonomy places the organism in Eukaryota, Metazoa, Chordata, Actinopteri, Cypriniformes, Cyprinidae. Bases 205 to 2544 code for a protein of 779 amino acids. The transcript is spliced from 16 exons. The record is from RefSeq and is a predicted model, not a curated record. Gene Ontology annotation, molecular function: cadherin binding.